This is a messenger RNA of Aspergillus alliaceus, 975 nucleotides long. RefSeq lists its product as uncharacterized. Lineage: Eukaryota; Fungi; Ascomycota; Eurotiomycetes; Eurotiales; Aspergillaceae. Bases 1 to 975 code for a protein of 324 amino acids. The transcript has a single exon. The record is from RefSeq and is a predicted model, not a curated record.
AUGGAAGAUUUAAUUGAUAACCUUCUUGUUCUGGAAGACAAGAUGGCCGCCGAAAGUCUUGAAAUAUUGUUUGAGAAGAAUAUGGUCAACAACUCAUUCUGGGAAUAUCUCGACAAAGGAGGAAAUAAUCUGCUUCAUUUGAUGGGGUUGCAAUCAAUGCCAAGCACUGUUAGCUGGAUAUUGGGACAGCAGAAGGGUCUUGCAGAGAAGAAAAACAGCCGGGGAGAAACGCCCUUUGAUGCCCUUCAAGCUCGCCUAGAAAAUGCCCGAACAUUAGGCCACAUCUCUUACCCACCAACGGGAGAUUCCUCUGGUUUCAGUGAUGCCUCCGUCUCUUGUCUGUUACAGUUAGCCAGAAUCUCCGUCAACUCUGAUCAAAAAAAAUCCUGUUUAAAGUUCGGAUGCACUUGUUGCGAAUGUGCAUUUGGAUUCCUGAGUCCUCGCAUGUGUCUGGUUUUAGAGUGGUACGCGAACCGUUGGGCGUGCUUCCUGCGCGAUGAUAUCGGAGAGGGAGAAACAUGGACGCGGUUAAAUGCUGCCAACCUGAUAUUCACGUCGUGCGAAAUACAGCGCGAGCUUGCCAAGCGUAGGGCAAUGAGAGAAGGCUUCGCUGCUGUUGCCGGGUUUAUCGCGGCUUGUUUGAGAUGUCAUAUUAUCCCUACGGAAGAGAAUGUCAGGGAGGUCAUACUUACAUCACAGGAGUGGCCCCCAAUUUGUGAGGAUUAUCUGUUACGAGGUGGAACGGUUUCAGCAGUCGCUUGCAUAAUAUUCCGGGAUGCAGCAGAAAGCGAUAAUCGGGCAGAAUGUUCACAAUUCCAGGAUGAGAAUGAAGAAACUAUUGUCCAGCUUCCAAUAUGCCGAAACGACCACGAGUUUGGGUUAGUCCGUGCCAUAUGCGGUUAUGCAGAUAUCUCAAGGAUUUCCCACUUCAUUGCAAGAAGCAACCAACCCCAACAAACCCGAACUGACGUGUAA